AUGGAGUUUGAAUAUAAAACAUUUUUCAAAAACCAGAUUAAGAAUACAUACUUUUAUAAUUAAUUUAAAAUAACACCAAUAAAAUUGAACGUAAAAUAUAUACAUUAUAGAUUUGACAUUUUAAAUAAAUAAUUAAAACAUAAUGCAAUUAUAGUAUUCUAAAUAAGUAGUAUUGUGAUUAGCAGUUGA
Paramecium octaurelia is the source of this 189-nucleotide messenger RNA. The record is from the annotation of a GenBank genome assembly. Lineage: Eukaryota; Ciliophora; Oligohymenophorea; Peniculida; Parameciidae.